AAUUGUCUUUUAAUUUAACUCAGCGUGGUAGCCAAAUAGCUGACAUUUUCGACAACAUGUCACACCUCAAGAAACAAGUUGACGAGAAGAAAGAAGUUCCAGAAACUCCUGAGUUUUCUCUAACUAAGGCUGUGGAGGACAUCAGUCAACAUGGCUUUGCCCAAGCUGAGACCUUAAAAGAACAAGAGGAUACACUCAGCUCCCUGCAGGCUACACUUUCGGAUGUUGUGAAGAAACGUGAGGCUGUGGAGGGGGAACUAAGAUCAAAAGAGAGGGAAUUCCUUUUGUGUCAAGGUCAGAUGGAGCAUCUGGAGAAGCAAUCUAAAGUCCUACAUGAUCGCUGCGUAUCCAUCACCAUGAGCAAAUCAGAACUCCAGGGUCUUAUACGCGAGGAGGAGGAGAACGCUCGCAAGGUCAAGGCAAAGUUAGACACUUACAGAAGCAAGAUGAAGGCUCACAGAGAAGCUGUUCUGUUUGCUGACAGCCAGACAGAGGCCCACAAACAGCUAGAGGAGAAGAAGAUGCAGAUCCAGAUGCUGAAACAGAUGAAAGAGCAGCUCAAGAAGGAUUUAGAGGAUCCAAAUGGAGCUACACAACAAAUGGCAAAGAAUGAGAUCGAUGCUCUGAAGAUGAAGAUCUUUGAAAGGAAGCUGAGCAUCGCUGAGAGGAGGGAGCAGCUGAAAGCAGAAUGUGAGAUUCACGUCCAGUUAAAGAAAGACACUGAGAUUCAAAACAAGCGCCACGAUGCCAUCGUCAGGCGCCUCUGCUGCCAGGUGAACAGAGCCCAGGCCCUCCACAGGCAGAUGCUGGAGGACGUCUUUGACUUGCAGAAUCAGCUGGAUGAGCUAAAGAUGCAGCAGCAAUCCUCACAGGGCUCAGCAGUCAGUGAUUAUUAAACUGUAGAGUCGGGAUUUUCAUUUUUGGGCCAAUUUCAACGGUUCUGCUCUAUUAAAAGUGUUGUUUCUCCAGUUGGACACGAGGGGGCAGCAUUGCCCACUCAAUACUUGUCUCUGGUUGUUAUUUAUUCGAUUUAUACAAGAAAAUAAUAUGUUAAAUUAAAGAUUUGUUCAAA
Nothobranchius furzeri (turquoise killifish) is the source of this 1072-nucleotide messenger RNA. Its product is annotated as coiled-coil domain-containing protein 122. The record is from RefSeq and is a predicted model, not a curated record. NCBI's taxonomy places the organism in Eukaryota, Metazoa, Chordata, Actinopteri, Cyprinodontiformes, Nothobranchiidae.